GCACCAUCUACUACAGAAGCUUGUGGUUGCCCGGUAUCUGCUACAGCACUACAAGAGCACUUCUUUGAUCCAGCUGAAAUGGCGACCAACAUUACUUUCCACGAAGGCUCUGUCACGCUCGAGGAGCGAGCCAAAUUCACCGGCCAGAAGGGCAUGACGCUUUGGCUCACAGGCCUGUCUGCAUCUGGCAAAUCAACUAUCGCUGUUGCACUCGAGCAGCAUCUGCUUCACCUCGGCAUCAACGCGUAUCGGCUAGAUGGCGACAACAUCCGCUUUGGCUUGAACGCCGACCUGGGCUUUGACGAGAAGGCGCGCAACGAAAACAUCAGGCGGAUUGGCGAAGUUUCUAAACUCUUUGCUGAUUCGUCCUGCAUUGCCGUCACUUCCUUCAUCUCACCUUAUAAGAAGGACCGGGACUUUGCUCGGGAGCUGCACAACAAGGCUGGCAUCCCUUUUAUCGAGGUGUAUGUGGAUGUACCGGUCGAGGUUGCAGAGCAGCGCGACCCCAAGGGCCUUUACAAGAAGGCUCGCGAAGGAAUUAUCAAAGAGUUUACAGGGAUAAGUGCACCAUACGAGGCGCCUGAGAAUGCUGAGAUCCACAUUAAGAAUGUCGACAUCACUAUCGAGGAUGGUGUUCGGCAAAUCGUUGAGUACCUUCAGGCCAAAGGUCUCUUCCCAGAGAAGGCUCAAAAGUAGGCGCCUGUUGAUCCCCUGUAGUGGUAACAUAGAUGAGAUGAUCAACGACAUCGAAGUAUUUUGGACCGUUUCUAACAUCCGAGGCGUUCACCUAGACCGUAAGCGUACGACGCAUCUGUGUUACCACAGCAUACUCUGCCCUGCGUCCUUGAAAAGACUCGCUUCUUGCUGAACAUCCUAACGCAUGAACAAGAGCACCAGCUGAAUUUCGAAGUCAUCGCAUUAUAAUUGACACUGUCCCCCAUGAGCCUAACCGAGAUCACCAGCUUUAGUCUUCGCACUUCUGUUGCCUUCAAUCCUAUGCUUGUCCUAGAGAUCCUUCGGCAAUUCUGUGCUGCAAGAUGCAAACGAUCUGGCACUAUCUGGAAAGCAUAUCAGGAGAAAGAAGAUUACAAGGUCUUCUAUACCGUCGGAG
Messenger RNA from Protomyces lactucae-debilis, 1111 nucleotides. RefSeq names its product adenylylsulfate kinase. Lineage: Eukaryota; Fungi; Ascomycota; Taphrinomycetes; Taphrinales; Protomycetaceae. Gene Ontology annotation, biological process: sulfate assimilation. The coding region runs from base 79 to 696 and encodes 205 amino acids. Gene Ontology annotation, molecular function: adenylylsulfate kinase activity; ATP binding. The record is from RefSeq and is a predicted model, not a curated record. The transcript has a single exon.